GUGAUCAUCUGAAUAAUUAACUCGAAACGUUGAACAGUACAAAAGGAUUGCUCAAUCUUGAUCCAUGAUUAUCAAAUAUCGAAUUAUUCCAAUUCCGACGAUUUACUUCAAUCAGCAGUUACUAUUUCUAUCGACCAUUGUUGAUACCUGUAGUUCACUUUUAGCUAGAGAGGAAGUUUCAGUUAAUAAUGAUUCAUGUAUUUCCAAUGCCCUUAAAAUUUCGGCGAAAAUGGGCAAUCUUGAUGAAGGGAAAUAUAUACAUGGAAAUGUUAUUAAGUUGGGUAUGACAAAUGUUCUUUCCCUGGGAAAUCAGCUCUUGCAAGUUUAUGUAAAAUGCAGCGAGUUUGUUGAUGCGUGCAAGGUGUUCGAUGAAAUGUGUGUUAGAAAUAUUGUUACUUGGAAUACGUUGAUAUGUGGUUUAAGGUAUUCUGUUGAGCGUUUCAAGACAAAUGGUUAUCUGGGGUUCUGUUAUUUCAAGCAAAUGUUGAUGGAAUCGGUAUCUCCUGAUUGCAUUACUUUCUGUGGGUUGCUCCGACUUUGUGUGGAGUUAAAGGGUGGUGUUUGGUUGGCCAAGGAGUUGCAUUGUGCUAUCGUGAAGUUGGGAUAUGAUCAAAGUUGUUUUCUUGGUGCCACUCUUGUUGAUUUGUAUGGGAAGAUUGGGUUGAUUGGAGAGGCUAGGUGUGUUCUUGAUGGGGUUUUGGCACGUGAUUUGGUGUUAUGGAAUGUUAUGAUUUCUUGCUAUGUACUGAAUGGUUUGGGUGAAGAGGCUUUUUGGUUAUUCAGUUUGAUGAGAUUGGAGGGGUUUGAGGGGGAUGAGUUUACAUUUGCUAGUCUACUUAAUUCCUGUGCUAGUUUGGGGCUUUAUGAGACAGGUAGGCAGAUCCAAGGACUUGUUAUUAAAGUUUGCCUUAACAAGGAUGUGGUGGUUGAAAGUGCACUUGUUGAUAUGUAUGCAAAGAAUGAACAUAUAACCGAUGCUCGCAAGGCUUUUGAUGCAAUGGCCUUCAGAAAUGUAGUCUCUUGGACCACAAUUAUUGUAGGUUAUGGACGCCGUGGAGAUGGGAAGCAAGCUAUGGAACUUCUAAAAAGGAUGGUAAGAGAGGAUUUUGUUCCUGAUGAGCUCACUUUGGCUAGUGUUCUUAGUUCAUGUGGUAACUUAUCAAUGGCCACUGAAACUGUACAAGUUCAUGCUUAUGCAGUUAAAUAUGUAUUCUCAAAUUCUAUAUCAAUUGGAAAUGCAUUAAUAAAUGCGUACUCAAAGUGUGGUAGUAUAGCUCAUGCUUACCAGUCCUUCAGCUCAAUAAAAGCACCAGAUCUUUUCUCAUGGACCUCAAUGAUUGGAGCUUAUGCAUCCCAUGGCUUUUCAAAGGAAGCUAUUCAACUUUUUGAGGAAAUGUUGGUAAAUGGUGUGAAGCCAGAUAGUAUUGUAUUUCUAGAGGUUCUCUCUGCCUGUAGCCAUGGUGGUCUCUUUAGUAAAGGGCUGCAGUACUUCAGUUUGAUGACUAAUUACUACCAAAUUGUGCCAAGCUCAGAACACUUUGCCUGUCUCAUAGAUCUUUUUGGACGAUUAGGCCUUCUAAAUGAGGCUUAUGAAGUUCUAAACUCAAUGCCAAUUGAAUCCCAACCAGAUGCCCUGAAGGCUUUCGUUGGCGCUUGUAGAAUCCAUGGAGAUAUGAAAUUGGCAAAAUGGGCUGCAGAAAAGCUUUUCAUGACAGAUCCAAAUGAUACUGCUACUUACGUCCUGAUGUCAAACUUGUGCGCCUCUGAUAGUAAUUGGCCUGAUGCAGCCUUGAUCUGGGAAUUGGCUAGAGAGCGGUUGCAUAACAAAUCACCAGGCUGUAGCAUGGAAAUUAUUACUCAUGGAAUCAACACAUUAGCAUGAAGCUACUAAAACUUCGCUGCAGUUGCAAACACUUGGGCUGCUUUGAGCAUGAAAAUGGAGGAGAACAGGGAAUGGAUGUUGUUAGGAAACAGAAUGAGAUUGAAUAUGUAGCAAGAGCAAGGCAAGGGUUGCCAGACUGAUUGAUGAAAGGUUAACCUCUGCACAACAGUUGUGUAAAUUAUAUUAAAGGCUCCUAAAACACAAGAAAAUUUUGUCAUCUAAUUGUUAUGCACUAGUAUGAUCUCAAGCCAAACCCUAAGCUUCAGGAAGCCAAAAGAACCUUUUGAUGGAUGGAGGCUCCGCGACAUUCUUUUCAGGGAAACACAAGUACAUGGUAUCUACAGUAAACAUUUUUUUUUUUGCAAGACUGUGAAGGGAGAUUGUCUAUACUGUUGGCUUCUUGUCCGUAGAGAUUUAUUUCUGAAAGAAACUCAGAUUUUACCUGUAGCUUCACAAGGAUCUGUAUAAUGAGAAGAUUCAAACUUCCAUUCAGAGAAU
Molecule: messenger RNA, 2380 nt
Organism: Solanum tuberosum (potato)
Lineage: Eukaryota; Viridiplantae; Streptophyta; Magnoliopsida; Solanales; Solanaceae
Product: pentatricopeptide repeat-containing protein At2g46050, mitochondrial
Exons: 1
Coding region: 65-1882 (605 amino acids)
Biological process (GO): RNA modification
Molecular function (GO): protein binding; RNA binding
Source: RefSeq, a predicted model, not a curated record